CUGGACAAGCUGAAAGGCUUGAAGCUGGAGGAGCUCUGGCUGGACGGCAACCCCAUGUGUGACAGCUUCCAGGACCGCUCCGCUUACAUCAGCGCCAUCCGAGAACGGUUCCCCAAGCUGCUGCGGCUGGACGGUCACGAGCUGCCUGCGCCGAUCUCGUUUGACGUUGAAACGCCUACCACUUUGCCUCCAUGCAAGGGCAGUUAUUUUGCCUCCGAAGGCUUGAAAAUGCUAAUUGUCCGCUUUUUACAACAAUAUUACGCCAUCUACGACUCCGGAGACCGACAAGGCCUGCUGGAUGCCUAUCACGAGGGGGCGUGCUGUUCGCUAAGCAUCCCGUUUUCCACGAAUCACCCUUACAGGUCUGUUUGGGGGUUCCACCGCUUGUCUUGUCUUGUGGGAGGUAGUUUGCCGUGUUCCACCUUACCAUGUGCCAGCAAAUAUUUAAAACUCAGCAUUCACUCUGCCUUCGUUGGACCAGGCCAACGAGUUAAGCUGGAUUUCUUCGCAUCUGCUUCUGCUUUUCUUUCUGUGACUUCGGGGUACAAACUUUCUCGUGGUCCCAUCUCCCACUGCCACGCUGGCAGCUUCCUCCCACCCAGUUCCGGUCAGGUGCAGAGGCAGCCUGUCCCUUCCGUUGUGAACGCUGCUCCUUUCUCGUUUCAGAAUACGCUGUUGUGUUUUACCCUGAGCGGAAUCUUUAAGGAAGUCGACAGCCGUUCUCGGGAUACAGUGCGAGCCUUCACCCGGAUCUUCAUUGCCGUCCCUGUGGGCCACAGCGGGCUGAGCAUCGUGAAUGACCAGAUCUUCAUCCGCAAAGCCAACAACACGGAAAUCCGCAAAGCCUUCGUCAUGCCGGCCCCCACCCCGUCCUCCAGCCCCGUGCCCACCCCUUCCACCGAGUCCAUGCCCUCUUCGUGCCCCGGGCUCACCCUGACGGUUGAGCAGCAGGAGAUGUUGCAGAAUUUCUCCCUGCAGUCGGGCAUGAACCUGGAGUGGUCUCAGAAGUGAGUGCCGGCGGGGGAGCGAGGGCAGGAAGGGGUAGAGGGUAGAGGCCAAGAUGGCGUCAGACCGGCGUUGGAUCUCUCCCAAGGCUUAAGAACCUCCUCUCUCUUUCUCUCCUCUCUUUCAAUCUCUAUUCUUUCUCUCCCUUUCUCUCUUUCAAUCUCU
Messenger RNA from Thamnophis sirtalis, 1170 nucleotides. NCBI's taxonomy places the organism in Eukaryota, Metazoa, Chordata, Lepidosauria, Squamata, Natricidae. The record is from RefSeq and is a predicted model, not a curated record.